GGAAUCUUGGAAACAGGAGAGAAAGAAAAGAUGUAUUGGAAAAAAGUAGAAGCCCCAGACGAGAACGAAGAUGAGUUUGAUCGCGAAGUUGCCAACCAUUUGUCACGCCUUGCUCAAAUGCUGUCCAACCGAACAGACGACCCAAACAGAGGCGUUGGCUGUGUCAUCACCAUUGACAAAGAGAUUGUCGCAACCGGCUGGAAUGGCUACCCUUCCAAAGCACUGUACGGUAACCAUCCCCGUCUAGGAAAGUCUGUAGACAACACUAGGCCUGACACUAGCCCUAACACUAGGCCUGAUAGUAAGUACCCCCACGUAAUUCACGCUGAACAGAAUGCCUUGAUGCGCAGAAAUAAAAGAAAUCUUGAUGGCGCGACUGCAUUUGUCAACAAAAUACCAUGUAACGAAUGCUUGCCAAUGUUGUGCGAUGCUGGAGUAAAAACACUCUAUCUUUCGAAAGGUGCUUUCAAGAAAAAGGAAAAGACCGAGGAAAACUUUUAUAAACUACUAGAAAAACCGGGAAACCCUUUAAUCGUCUACGAACAGUAUUGA
Messenger RNA from Actinia tenebrosa (Australian red waratah sea anemone), 552 nucleotides. Its product is annotated as dCTP deaminase-like. Gene Ontology annotation, cellular component: cytoplasm. The record is from RefSeq and is a predicted model, not a curated record. Gene Ontology annotation, molecular function: dCMP deaminase activity; zinc ion binding. NCBI's taxonomy places the organism in Eukaryota, Metazoa, Cnidaria, Anthozoa, Actiniaria, Actiniidae.